GUUUUGUUUACGGUGUACUGUAGUUUUGUUAAAGUGACUAGAGCAUUUCUUGUUUAUCGUUCUAGUUCAGAAUUCAUAAAGCUGGCAAGCGUUGUCAUGUUGCUUAGCGAGGUCCAUCAUCAGAGUCUCCAGCAGGAAAUCCUCCGGCGGUUAAUGUGAGGACACUGUGCCGGCGAACAGUGUGCGCCUAUGUCUGCCGUCAAGCUCCCAAGCAUUGACGACUUCGUGGUGCUCAAGCCAAUUAGCCGAGGUGCCUUUGGCAAAGUGUACCUAGCGCAAAAGAAAGGCAGCACAGAUCAGCUCUUUGCCAUCAAGACUGUCAAGAAGAGUGAAAUGGUGCACAAGAAUAUGGUUGACCAAGUUCUUGCUGAGCGGAAUGCCUUGGCUGUCAGCCGCAGUCCGUUUGUGGUGCACCUGUUCUACUGCCUGCAGACACCAACCUGCGUACACCUGGUGAUGGAGUACAUGAUUGGCGGAGAUGUCAAGUCAUUGCUGCAUGCGUACGGCUUCUUUGAGGAGCCUAUGGCACGUUUCUACACGGCAGAGGCGGCCCUUGCUCUGGACUACCUUCACCGACGAGGCAUUAUCCACAGGGACCUGAAGCCGGACAAUAUGCUCAUCUCUGCUCAAGGGCAUGUCAAGCUCACAGACUUUGGUCUCUCGCAGGUGGAGCGCAAGCACAUUGAACUGGCUGAUGUGCUGGGCACUCCUGCGAGUCGUGCAUCGUCGCGUCCUGUCCAGGGACGCACACCUGGCCAACUUCUGUCACUUACGUCAGACUUGUCCUUCACUGGGCCACAGCGAUCAGCGCGACGACGUCUUCCCAGAGGUUCCUGCUCUGCUGGUGGUUCAAUGAAGCGGCCCUCAUCGAGCCCCCUGGUGGUGAAUGCCAAGCGUCUACACUUUGACCUGGGAAGCAGCCCACCGUUGCGAAGUCCCCUUGACAGCAGCAGUCUCCAAUCGCCCAAUGUCUUGAGUCCCGAAUGGGCUGAUGGUGCCAGUCACAGUGAUGAGGUGUUUACAGCAAGACCAGCUGACACAACUCCUGUGUGCUGUGCUGGCAGCAUGGAGCGCCGAACCCCCAAGGUGUCCCGAGGCCAGCACCGCCUGUUGGGCACACCAGAUUAUUUGGCACCUGAGCUGCUCCUGGGACAGGAACACGGUGCACCUGUGGACUGGUGGGCCCUUGGCAUAUGUCUGUAUGAGUUCAUGACAGGACUGCCACCUUUCUGCGACCAGAGUCCAGAGGCUGUCUUCACCAACAUUCUGCAUGGAGAGCUUGAGUGGCCCAUUGGGGAGGAGGCACUGUCGUCAGCAGCGGUGCAUGCUGUGUCGGAGCUGCUCACUCGGCAACCCGAAGCACGGCCGGGAUUCCAGGAACUCUGUUCGCUGCCGUUUUUUGAGAGUGUCACGUGGAGCAGCCUGCUGGAUAAGGAGCCUCCGUUCGUACCUAAUCCAGAUGGCGACACUGACACUUGUUACUUUGAUGCACGCAACCAGAUGCAGCACCUGCAGCUCUCCAGCUUUGGCUGCUAGCCUCACAUCACCGAAGCUCGCCUCAAGGACUGUGCAUCGCUGCUUUUAUUGUUUUAGCCUUUAUUGGUUUUUAGUUAACAAAAAUGUCGGCCUUCUCUCUUUGAUUGCUGGUUCUCAUUAAUGUUUGUUAGGUCUUUUCUGCAAUGCAUUCAAUGGGGCAUCACGUGACUACACGCCCACGCCGUUCGUCCGUGAUCGACACGAACGGAAAUUGCCGAUCCGCACUCUGGUGGUUGUAAUGCAGCUUAGAAUGUGAGUCCGACAACAUGCGCGGCCCUUUAGGGGCCCCAUACACCGUCGCAUGGUCACGCAGUGGGCCUAAAACAAGGCUAAUAAUGCUCAAAAACAGUGCAAAAUAAACUAACAAGCUCUAAAAUAAUACUGUCACGUGGUUGUGACGGUGAAGAAGGCUGCAGAAAUACUGGGAAAUCCGGAACUCUUUAUUUGGGUGGACUUGUGCCCGGAAAAUGAAAACUCGAAAUACAAGCGAUACACGCUGUGCACGUAUAGCGGCGAGGACAGUGGUCGGCCGUCGAGUAAUCUAAUCAGUGGUCGAACGCAUCGUCUUUUAUACCUCAGUCAUCGAACGUUCCAGCGUUAUCGCUGGUGAAUAAGCUUGACUACUCGCGUCCUGCGCGUAAUAUUAACGGUUAAUGAUCUAAAAAAAAUAGCGAAGCUUCUUAAACAUUGCUGCGUGGUCUGCGCCGAACGUUGCUAGCAGCCUUUGUGGGUGAAACCCGAAUACAUCAAAAUAAAGCAGUAAACACGCGUGGCAAUGCCUCCCUUUGAAAUAUCAUCGCCCCGAUGCUUAAGCAGAACACGGAAAUUGAAAACACGCAUGCAAUGCGAAAGAAUAAAGCAAGCAAAAGCUAGUCCUAAGGUUCGUUAACGCGCAUAGAACGGCUUCAAGGGCCCCUAACCACCCCUCGUUCAAAGACGGAGUGAUUUCUAUUGCGCCUUCGCUACCCUUCCUGCAGGCGAUAUCUCCUCCCCGUCACUUAUUUAUUAAAAGCACGUGCACAAUGCAGCACUAAGCGUUGAGCCUAUCAGAUUUCGCGCUUGUCAGAUACAUGUUAUCUCAGCUUGCGCAGCCGGAAACACAAAGUGAAGUGAAAUCAGUUGAUCGCGCUCGAUAGUCAUGCGAGGCAAGGAAGAACGGGCGGGCGGCUGCAUGGCAAAGCAUUCUAGGAGACAAUUCACAAUAACUGACAUUUUGUGUAUAUAUGAACCAAUGGAGAGUAUGUACCGUAAUCGCGUCACGUGAAUCAUCGUUCUUGCGUCACGAGGUGCGCCAGAAAAACGAGAAACGCCUCUAGAGAAUAACGCGCUGGUUCGUAUUUUGAGAGGCUUUUUAGGGUCCCGU
Messenger RNA from Rhipicephalus sanguineus (brown dog tick), 2899 nucleotides. It is a transcript of the gene gwl, whose product is annotated as serine/threonine-protein kinase greatwall. The record is from RefSeq and is a predicted model, not a curated record. Gene Ontology annotation, molecular function: ATP binding; protein serine/threonine kinase activity. The transcript is spliced from 14 exons. Lineage: Eukaryota; Metazoa; Arthropoda; Arachnida; Ixodida; Ixodidae. Gene Ontology annotation, cellular component: nucleus. The coding region runs from base 190 to 1536 and encodes 448 amino acids. Gene Ontology annotation, biological process: intracellular signal transduction; peptidyl-serine phosphorylation.